AUGGAAGUUAUUGCAACUUUUUUUCAACGAAUAGAAACUAGAGAGUUGGGAGAAAGCCAACAACGAAUAACAUUUCAUGAUAAGACUUUGUUAAACAGCAUUGAUCGACAGAAUUUUAUUGAAAUCUUAGAUGAAGUUUUGACACGAUGUUCAGAUCCAUCGACCUCAGAAACAAUGAUGGCGAAUAUUCUCUGUCAAUACUUGAUUGAAAGUAUCAAUCCGCACGCGUUUACCGUGUUACUUUUAUGUUCAUCCGAUUUUGUCAAAGAAUCUCCACUUGAUUUUAAAUCCAAACGAUUCUUGUAUCAAUUAAUCGAGAAAAUACUCCAUCAACCGAUCGUCCCAACCAAUGUCUUAUUCUGGGUUCUUUCUAUGUUGAAACAAGUGUUUCUGGAGAAAAAUGCCGGAGAUGAUCAUGAUAAUAAUGAGGGAGAAGAUCAUGGCUAUGAAUCAUUGGAAAAGCAAGACCUUGAAAUAAUUUCCAGUAUUUUUGCUUCAAUGCUUAAGUUGCAAAAAACCGCCGGUUAUGAAGACCUAAAGAUUCGUCGAAUCUUGCAGGAUCUUAUUUCUACUAUUAUUAACUGCAAAUCUAUAUUUGAUUCUUCAUCUUUGUUGGAUAUAGUAUCAAAUGACAAAGAUGAGAUACGUGAACAUCUAAAUCUAAGGUUAACUCGGUUGGAACAAUCUUUGAUAUUUGCUUCACGAUUUCCAACUGAAAUUGGGAUGAUUAAAAAAGAUUUGUUGAAUUUUUCGAUUUGUAAUGAUUUCGAUCUUUUACGACCGCUUAGUGCAGUAAACACAUCACCACACGAAAUCGUUCCUCUGAUUAGACACUUGAAUGUUUCUAUCGAUGGGGAAGAAGUGCUUGAGAGGUGCACUUCACUUCCAUCUCUCAUCCAACAAUUAAUGUACAACGAGAUAACAGAAACGUGGAUCGAUUGUUUUGAAAUAUCGAAAUUGCAAGUUGUGAAAAAGUUACGGGAUAAUAGUAGUGGAAAGGAAACAGAAAAAGAAAUUGAAAGUGAUAUCGUACUUUUACCAAACAUGAGUUCGCUCGAGUCGUUUGGAAAUUUGCAAAAGAACAUUAGAACGUUAUUACUUGAGAAAAAAGAAUAUGAGCAACUCAUUCUCAUAAUAUCGACGAUGGUGGAAUUUGCUGUUAAUGCACCAACCAAAAUAUUAUUUUCUUUUCACUUGUUCCAACAAUUAUUAGAGACUAAUUUUAGGAAUGAAAAAAUGUCGAAUGAUCAGCGAUUAAAUAUUUCAUCCAUCUAUCAAAUUUCAUUAAGCAUCUGGUUGUCCUGUUUUGUUCGAACCACAUCCACCAUUAUUUCCUCUAUUACUAAUCUUAUUAAAUUAACCGAACCUCAAGUACCCUUUAUAGACACAGCGGUGCUUUUCCUCUUAGCUUUCGAUGUUUCCUCUCAAUUUGAAAUGAUGAUGAUUAUGACAAACAAACAUUCAAAAAAAAUAAGGUCAAAAAAGAUGUUCGCGCCAUUUCUUGCAAAACUUUUAAAAUACUUUCGUAAAGUUAUUAAAUACAAUACAGCAACAAAAAACGAAAAAAUUGUUGAUAAGCUUAUAGAGAUGAUAAUUGAUCGUUUAAUGUUGGAGGUUCCUCUGGAAAUCAUACAGGAUGAAAUUGAAGAUUUGUUGCGAAUUCCGGGGUGGAGUAGGUUAGUUGAUGGGACAUUUAUUGAAUUUUUGAAAGCUUGA
This is a messenger RNA of Ambispora leptoticha, 1716 nucleotides long. The record is from the annotation of a GenBank genome assembly. Lineage: Eukaryota; Fungi; Glomeromycota; Glomeromycetes; Archaeosporales; Ambisporaceae.